This is a messenger RNA of Ipomoea triloba (trilobed morning glory), 3483 nucleotides long. Its product is annotated as SCY1-like protein 2. NCBI's taxonomy places the organism in Eukaryota, Viridiplantae, Streptophyta, Magnoliopsida, Solanales, Convolvulaceae. The record is from RefSeq and is a predicted model, not a curated record. Bases 221 to 3046 code for a protein of 941 amino acids. The transcript has 14 exons. Gene Ontology annotation, molecular function: ATP binding; protein kinase activity. Gene Ontology annotation, biological process: protein phosphorylation.
CGCCAAAAUAGAUUUUCUCACGGAGACUGAGAGGGAAGGUGUGAAGGUGGGAUCUGAAUUCUGAAUCGUCCGAUCUUCUUCUCUACCGUCAAUUCAAUUCCUCCGUCACCGGCCGCCUCUCCUCCGCCACUGACAACGCCGCAGCAGCCGGAGGAUUCAGUGAUCUGAUUAAGUGGGAGGAAGUCUGGAAACUCGGCACUGAAACUCAGUAAUUCCACUAAUGUCCCUCAACAUGAAGAAAACCUUCACGGAAGCGUUGGCGAAGGCGUCGGCCGUGAUCGAGAAGACCGUGCAGACGACGGUGCAGGAGGUCACCGGUCCACGCGCUUUGCAGGACUUCGAGCUCGGCGAUCAGAUCGGGUCAGCCGGGCCCGGCCUUGUCUGGAAGCUCUACUCUGCCAAGGCCAGAGACGGCCACGCGGUUUAUCCUAACGUCUGUGUGUGGAUUCUCGAUAAGCGUGCUCUCUCCGAAGCUCGGCAGCGAGCUGGGCUCUCGAAGACGGCGGAGGAUGCGUUCUUCGAUAUGAUUCGCGCCGAUGCUACGCGGCUGGUACGCCUGAGGCACCCUGGAGUGGUGCAUGUGGUGCAGGCUCUCGAUGAGAAUAAGAAUGCUAUGGCGAUGGUUACUGAGCCGUUAUUCGCUUCGGCUGCAAAUGCCUUGGGGAUUUUGGAGAACAUUGAGAAAGUGCCGAAGGAGCUCAAAGGAAUAGAAAUGGGAUUACUAGAGGUGAAACAUGGGUUACUUCAGUUGGCAGAAACCUUGGAUUUCCUUCACAACAAUGCCCGUCUUGUUCAUCGGUCUAUAUCUCCUGAGACUGUCCUCAUUACCUCAAAUGGAGCUUGGAAGCUUUCUGGAUUUAGUUUUGCAUUAUCAACAAAUCAGUCAUCUAGUGAUCCACCCAACAUGCAGGCUUUCCACUAUGCUGAAUACGAUGUUGAAGAUUCUAUUAUGCCCCUUCAGCCAUCAUUGAACUACACUGCUCCUGAAUUGGUUCGAAGUAACACAAGUUCUAUUGGAUGCUCCUCUGAUAUUUUCAGUUUUGGGUGUCUUGCCUACCAUUUGAUUGCUCGAAAGCCUUUGCUAGACUGUCACAACAAUGUCAAGAUGUACAUGAAUAGUUUGAAUUACUUAUCCAGUGAGGCUUUCUCCUCCAUUCCAAAAGAGCUCGUUCCUGACUUGCAAAGGAUGCUAUCUUCAAAUGAAUCUACCAGACCAACAGCCAUUGAUUUUACUGGUUCAUCCUUUUUUCGAGAUGACACUAGGUUGCGUGCUCUUCGCUUUCUAGAUCACAUGCUUGAAAGAGACAACAUGCAGAAGUCUGAGUUUCUAAAAGCAUUAUCUGACAUGUGGAAAGAUUUCGAUUCGCGUGUACUUCGCUAUAAGGUUCUUCCUCCACUUUGUGCAGAGCUUAGAAAUUUGGUAAUGCAGCCAAUGAUUCUACCAAUGGUUCUGACCAUUGCUGAGUCUCAGGAUAGAAAUGAUUUUGAGUUAUCAACCCUACCAGCUCUUGUUCCUGUGCUAAGUACUGCUUCUGGUGAGACACUAUUGCUACUUGUGAAGCGUGCAGAGCUUAUUGUCAACAAGGCAAGUCAAGAUCAUUUAGUCACACAUAUUUUACCUAUGAUUGUACGGGCUUAUGAUGACUCUGAUCCAAGGUUGCAAGAAGAAGCCCUAAAGAAGACCGUGACACUUUCUAAGCAACUUGAUUCCCAGUUGGUAAAACAAUCCGUUGUGCCUCGUGUUCAUGGGUUGGCACUUAAGACAACUGUUGCUGCAGUGAGAGUGAAUGCACUGUUAUGCCUAAGUGAUAUGAUACACAUGCUCGAUAAGCAUUCUGUUCUUGAAAUACUGCAGACGAUCCAACGGUGUACUGCUGUUGACCGUUCUGCCCCAACACUGAUGUGUACCCUUGGUGUUGCUAACUCUAUCUUGAAACAGUAUGGAAUAGAAUUCACAACGGAGCACGUUCUUCCACUUCUCAUGCCUCUACUAAUUUCCCAGCAGCUAAAUGUUCAGCAAUUUGCAAAAUAUAUGGCUUUUGUUAAGGAUAUUCUCAGGAAGAUAGAAGAGAAAAAAGGCGUAAUGCUUAGUGACUCUGGAGCACCAGAAGUAAAACCAUCCGUUGGUAUUGAGGGCCAUCUGGCGGGGCAAGUAAAUAAAACUAGUGUAACUGCCGCAUCUACUGCAAGACGCAGCACAUCAUGGGAUGAAGACUGGAUUCCCACGAGAGGAUCUUCAGUUGCCCAGCAGUCAUCUGUAACCUUAUCAUCAGCUCAGCCGACUGUUGCUGUUGCUGCUCAGUCCAAUCAAGUGACUUCAGUGUUCUCACCGUCGCCUAUGACUUCUGUUGCUUCUACCCAGCAGCUUUCAUCUUCAUGUCCUGCGGUCGAUUUGGAGUGGCCACCUAGAUCCUCACCCCUUGCUGCUUCCAACAAAUCGGUAGAUUCUGAGAAGCAAGAUGAAAGCAAAGGAGCAUCAAAUGGUAGUUUUGAUGAUCUUGAUCCUUUUGCCAACUGGCCUCCUCGACCUAGUGGCUCUACCGUUGCUUCUAAACCUCUUAACAAUGGCACAUCGGCCUCGCCUUUCAACAUGCAUGGUUCCAGCAACAGCACGAGCAAUCCUAAUGCGUUGGAUAGCAUUUCCUCAUGGUCUCUUGGCACCACAAUGUCUACAGAGCCCUUGAAACCUAACCAAGGGAAUUCCACUUCCUCAUGGUCUCUUGGCACCCCAAUGUCUACAGAGCCCUUGAAACCGAACCAAGGGAAUUCCACGCUGAAUUUCGGUGGUCUCAGCGGUGGGGCUGUUAAUUCCCAGAAUUCUCUUGGCUACAUGAAACAAACUCAAGGCUCUUCUGCGAAACCCAUGGAUCUUGGUUCGAUUUUCUCUUCAAACAAAACCGAGCAAACUGCACCAAGGCUAGCUCCACCCCCAUCAACUGCCAUUGGUAGAGGAAGGGGACGAGGGCGAGGAAAUCAAGGGCAACUAUCACGGCCUAGCCAAGCAAAGUCUCAGACAGAGCAGCCACCCCUGUUGGACUUGCUUUAGUGGAACAACCACGCUGCCCCCGGAGUUAAAAAAAAAGGCGGUACAUAUCAAUCAAUCUCUUGUAUUUUGUUUAUCCCACGCGAUCAGUGACUUGCGUUUUACUGGAACAAAGGUUAAAAAAAAGGUGUUCAUAACGCCACUGGCUCGCACAGUUUUUGCCUUGAGAAUGAAGCUUGUUGUAGAAUAGUCAUAUUGAUACUUUGUAGAGAGCAUAGUAUGCCGAACUUUAUACGUUUUGUGCAAAUUUUCAUGUUAUUAUUAUUGUUUUCCCGUUAGUAAUUUGCAUUAUUCAUAUUCUUGUGGAGAAAGGGAUUGCCUCUUUGUUAAUUGUAAUCUUCAAAACAUUUGGCUCCCAUUUACCUGGCUUCCUCAUAAGUCAUAACAAUAACAAUAGUUGUAAUUUGGAGUUGUAAUCGAUAAUAAAUGUCAGUAUGUCA